Messenger RNA from Rhodofomes roseus, 1299 nucleotides. RefSeq lists its product as uncharacterized. Bases 66 to 1100 code for a protein of 344 amino acids. Lineage: Eukaryota; Fungi; Basidiomycota; Agaricomycetes; Polyporales; Fomitopsidaceae. The record is from RefSeq and is a predicted model, not a curated record. The transcript is spliced from 3 exons.
GCCAUGAAUCCCGACAUGAACACAAUCCGCUGAACUACCGAAGUACUCUGCCCGCCUACGUGCACAUGUUUGACAACGACUCCCCGUCCCGCCUUCCUCGCGCUGGCAGGAGAAGCGGGAGGUGGCAACGUCGGAACAGCAGUGAGGAGCGCAAGAUUUGCCACUGGCUAGAUGGCCUGGAACACAGUGAGCCGAACACCUGGCCCGGACAAGACGCCUCCACAAGUAACACGGACGCCUCAAGACCACCAUCCCGAGCAUCUCAAGAUGGGGCUCAGAAUGCUGGAAAUUCGGACGCGGGCGGAGAAACCUCGAGUUUCCAGCCUCCUACUUUGGAUUCACGACGCGGGACGACGAGGCGUGCUCUGGCCUCUCCAAUCACCUCGGAUGCCUUUUGUACCGACUAUGUGACUUCCUGCUCCGACGAUCUGAUCCUCUCGCACUCAUGUUCUAGUACUGCGGUUCGCAGCUCUGGCGCACAUGGAGAAAGCUCUGGCAUCUCGACGUCCCACAAUGGGAAGCAUGCAGGACGCACCAUCUCAGGCUGGACAUCAGAUACGACAAGGCUACUCGCAACCGGCUUCCAGAGAUUGGGACCAAAAUCUGUCACAUCGUCGCAUAUGUCCGGUACCACCCUCGUGCCCUCCUCAGCGUCCUCGUCGUCUCCGCAGCUCGACUGGGCGAGCUACCCGUCCCCUCACGACGGCCGCGCCGAUCAUCUAUCUUCUUCAGCCAGCUGCGGGCAUUCUAGACGCGAGUUGUCACAGCCAAGUCACACCUCCGUCGCCAGUACCACAGUGUUCGACAGUGCCGACUCUCUCACGACUACCUCUGUAAUCAGUAGGCACCGCUUAGCCUACCAUCGCAAAGUUGAUACAAAGGCAGCCCCUCCGAGUGGAGACCAGGACCUGUUCCUAUAUAUCCCCACGAUGCUCAGACCCCUGCCGCCGCUACACGCCCCAUCCCUGGGCUUCUACCGACUUAGGAGCGCUGGGAGUGAUGCAUCUUCGUCGUCAGCCCAAAGCGAAGGUCAAGUGGACCGCGCCCAAACGGACUGUCUAUUCGACACGAUCCGUGAAGCGCUGACUACGCCGUUGUAACUCGAUGCACGGCCGCGCUGGGCUUUCGGUUUCAAACAUAUCUCCUGUCUUCAUGAGGUCGGGGUCUUUGCGUUUACGGGUUAUACUAGAGUAUACCAAAGGGACUUUGCAGAGUAAUGCCGGGGCUUCCUGUAUCGUUGGGCUAGCGGUUAGUCUACCGACCGUGUAGAAGAUUAUCGUAUACAUUGCGGCCGGUCAA